AAAAAAAAAAAGUUGAAGGCGCAAAAUCACCAACCGGUGAUACAACACUAAAAACCCCCCCAUGUCGCAUCUCUGUAUUCUAGGACUCUAGAAAUCCUGAAUGCGAAUGCAAAUUUUAACGUAUGUACUUAUUAUUGUGAUUUUGAGGAUCGGAAAUCUAUUAAAUUAAAAGAAGAAGAAGAAGGUAAAACACAUGGUGUAACUGGAACCAAAAUAAAAUAUUCUAAAAACGUGAAGGAAGAUGCAAAGAUUAAUGAGUGAAUAUUCAAAAACUUAGCUUGAAAAAACCGAGAAGAGAUCAGUAAAUUUGAGAAAUUAUAUACUGAUUAUGUAUUUAUAUUAAUUGAUUGAAAAGUUCCAACAGCAUGUCAUCAUCUUACGAGAGCGAAUAAAUAUGUAAUGGACAUACAAGUGUAUUGUGGUUAGAAAGAAGCAUCUUUGGCAUUGUAAUAUCAGGAUGGAGCAGUUUAAUAUGCAGAUUUUUCUCGAGCUAAAAUCCUGCUGUGAUGAUUUGAUCAAAAACCCGAGUAAGACUCACGCACGCAGAGUCGCGGAGGUAGCUGGUAACAUCCCUGACAAGACCAUGCAUAAUCUGUCAGGGUACUGUUUACUUCCUAUUAUUACCAGUUUACAAGGCAAUUCAAGCACGACUGUAAAAGAGGAACUGGUCAAAACUAUGAGAGUUAUAAUACGAAAAACUAAAAUUACAAAAUUAAAAAUCUUUCUCAAUAUCUAUGGGACUCUGCUGGUCCAAAUUUUUGACAGGAAUCAACCAAACCAAAUGAUUUUAUUUCACGAGGAGCUUAAGGAGGCAGUAGCUUUAUGUAUUAAAGAUCUUAUCCAUCAAAGCAUUUCUGAUGUGAUAGAAUCACUUUAUACUAAAGAAAAUGUAUUGAAUCUUGGUCAAGGAAUAUUUUUGUGUCUUACAAUUUCAAGAACUGAAAAGUCAUAUUCUGUGAGAUUAGCUGGGAUAGACGCAGUAAUGGCUUUGUGUCAUAUCGACGACAAAAUAGACAAAUCUGACAUCAUUAUUCAUGAUCAAGUAGCAAAUACCAUCAUGGCAUUUUUUCCUGGUAUUGUCAGUGGAUUACAGGAAAUAGCAAUGGGAAGCGAAGUUCAAAAUCACAAACUUACAAUGACAGCAAUUCGAGCAUGGGGGAGAAUUAUAUCGCUUGUUCUCCAUGAUAAGGAUGAAGACACUGAAGAGGACAUAUUAUCUAUAGAAACACUUAUGAAAAAAGGUUGCAAUGUAUCCACUGACACAUCGCAUAAUGCGAAAUAUAAUGGAAAAUGUGACAUAGAAUAUAAUCUAAAAGGAGCUGUAAGAAAUAAAGAAUGGUUCGAAGCUGUAGCUAUUAAACUUGGUGCUUAUAUACAAUUGUUAGAUCAAGUUAGAAGCCAUUCACACUACAAAGUUAAGAGAGAAUUGAUUGAAAGUAUCAGUCUUAUACUUGAAAAUUGCCGCAAGAAUAUGAAACCAAAUAUUAUGACAUUAAUAGAUUAUUUGAUUUCCCUAUCUGAAGACGAAUCCCCAGAAGUUAGUGAAAGAGCGCACAAUGUGUUGCACACAAUAAGUGAAAACUACAUGCAAAAUUAUGAUAUGAAAUCACUGAUUGAUUCAUUAGAAGAUAAGUUUUACAAUUUGCUUACAAGACUGCCUACAAUUAUUAGACGAUCAGAUGAUAACGAACAAUUAGCAUACUUGAAUCAAUUCGCCGGCUAUUUAAGAUUAUUUGGAAAGCAAAGAUUGCCUCAUAUCAUGAGGUCGCAGGCUCAUAUGCAAAGAUUAUUUUUAGCUCUUGUAUACAUUAUGGUCAUAGAUUGCAACAACGUGUCUCUUCUACAGACAGCAAAUGUGAAAGAUUUAAACGACCCCGCUUAUUUUUACGGAUCGGAUUCGUGGAGACAGUUCAAGUUUAUUAAGAAUAGCUCAUGUAAAGAGAAACUUGUUGCAAUAUGCAAGCUACUCGGAGAAUUUGGGGAUUUUAAGAUAUUAAUCGACACUAUUCUCGAGCUUAUGAUGAACGCGCCGCAACACAGGAAGGAACUGAAUUUACUACUUAACUGGAUCUUAAUUUCUGCUAAAGAAUCAUCUUCUUCAUAUUUAUAUAAGGAAAUCGUAGAUUUUUACACAACACAGGAAAUAUGGUACUUGCCUACAGAAGUAACUGAAGAUACUCCUUUGGUGCAGGCACAGAGCAAUAUAGUGCAAUGUUGCCUUUUGACUGAAGGAUUGGGCCUUAUAGUACAAAAUUUACAAUACGACUAUGAUAGAUACCUUCUAAAAACCUUAUAUUUAAUUAUUGAAAGAGCAGGCAGUGGGAACAGUUUGAUCAGUUAUAUUGGAGUGCGUACUCUCGAAAAUGUCGCAGAGGCACAGCAGCACAGGACGAUCGGCGAUCUGUUACGUGCUAACGUCGAUUAUUUUUCUUAUCACAUUAUAAUGAAAUUACGCCAAGUAGACCGCAAUCUUGGCGUAUUCGACGUUAUUAGAGUUGUUAUGAAGUACAGCAGAUUGGAUUUUUUGCCACACUUAAAGGGAAUUGUAGAGGAUGUAUUCAGGCAACUAAGUACCCCUUACCGUCAAAAAGAUAUUUAUUCGUUUCUGAAGAUAUUUCAUACGUUUAUCAUAUGCAUAAAAACGUUAAUAAACUGGAAUGAUAUAACAAUAAUAAAAGAAGAAAAUGCACAAGCAAAUAAUCCUUCAGAGACAAUUAUUCUUUCUUUGUUAGAAUGCUAUAAUGCAAAGAAGAUUGAUGAAAAAAUUGAAGAUGACACUGAAGAGAUAGUAUCAGACGCAAAUGUACCGGAUACUGAGCUACCGGAAGAGAUAAAUGAAGAGGAUUACUCAAAUCCGAGUGCAGAAGACAAACGAGACAAAAAGCUACCAACUCAUAUAAAGAUAAUUAUAGACGUUAUGAAACGUUGUAUGCACUUUUUACCUUUAAAGGACGUACAAAAAUCACUGAUGGCAAUGCAAACGCUUCAAGAGGGUUUACCGAUACUAGUCGAGUGGGAAGAUGAACUAUUGCCUAUUGUGCAUCAGUUAUGGCAUCCACUGACCGAUAGAUUCAACGAUGAAAAUGUUCUUGUAAUUAAUCAUGCGUGGCAACUCUUGCAUGUACUCGCCAACAUAUCGAAUGACUUCAUCAGAAGCAGAACUCUACGAGAGGUAUUGCCAUCUAUAUUUAAGUUCCUGACUGAGUCUUCUAAAGAAAGUAUUAACAAGAGCUCAAUAAAUAUUUACAAAUUCACACAAACUUACAAAUCUCAAUACGAGUUGUUAUCUACGUUGGGAGUAAUAGCGUGGCUCUUAAAAUUGCGCGAGCACGAAUUAUGGCAAAUAUUAAGUAAUAUACAAUCGUACCUUAGUGCAAGUCAACAUACCGCAUUACAGGCAUGCUGUGUAAAAUUGUAUAAAGACAUUGCUGAUUAUAAUGGAGAUAUCGUAUGGGUGAAAUGUCUCAGUAUCUGGAAUUCGAAAGUUGUACGAAUAGCUUCUGAUGCAACAUUUGACAUAAAAAAUCUACUGAUUGCAGAUGUUUCUCCGGCAAAUGAAUAUUACAGAAAUGUAAACGAAAUCAUUAUAUACAUCCAACAAAAAAAUAUUCAUUAUUGAAUAUAUUCAAAAAUCCUAUCAAAAAUGAUUUAAGAACUGUAUAAGAGAAACAACCUUAUUUUAUAUAAGCCUUAAAGAUGUGAUAAAUACUAAGUCAAAGGUUUUCAAACAACAAUAUGCUAUUCAAUUACAAAAUGCCUUUGUAUUAGAGUAAUAUAAAAUGUUAAAUGUUAAUCACGUAAAAAGCAAAUAGAUUACUAGAUUUAAAAUAUUUUCAAAUAUU
Molecule: messenger RNA, 3842 nt
Organism: Wasmannia auropunctata (little fire ant)
Lineage: Eukaryota; Metazoa; Arthropoda; Insecta; Hymenoptera; Formicidae
Gene: Tti1
Product: TELO2-interacting protein 1 homolog
Exons: 13
Coding region: 458-3619 (1053 amino acids)
Biological process (GO): chromatin remodeling
Cellular component (GO): cytoplasm
Source: RefSeq, a predicted model, not a curated record